CAAAGCUUGUUGCAAGAAGCUUCUCAAAUGUUUGAUAUCAGUAUUUCAGUUUAUGAUCACGAACUUCCGGUAGAAGCUGACAAGAUGGAGUUUCACAAAACAUGUGUGGUGGUUGGGCUGUUAGCGAUGGCACAUGCCGCUUAUUCAGCAGCACAACACAGAUCAUAUCUGAGAUUAACAGAACAGGAAUUCACAAAACUACCGUUAGAUAUUAUAAUCCAGUGCUUUGUUGGGCUCUUUCUGACGUGUUACGCAGUUGUACACAUAUCUGGAACUUUCCGAGAAAUCCGAGCAAGCUCAGAACAAGAUAGCAAAACAUGGGAUAUGGUUAGUAACAGACAGUCGUUUUACUGUUUUAACCACCGCGGUAAAGCCAUGUACCCUCGGAGGGACGCCAACAGUUGUGGGUAACACCUAUACAGAAUGAACAGCUCGGCAAAGUGAUCGCUACCAUAGUUACCGUCUACCAAGAUAUGGAAAUGCAUUUGAGUGAGAGAGAAAGAUGGACUUUUUAACAUUAUCGAAAGAAAAAUGAUUUAGUGUUGUAGCAUAACUUCAUCUUUCCAACAUAUAUUGAGUCGGUAUAUACAGUGUAGAAAAAAAGUUAAAAUUGAAUUUGAUGAAAUGCAAGAAAAUUAUACAAAAACACAGGUUAAUUAACUAGGGAUGAGUUAACAUUACGCCACUAUGUUUUAAAAAGUGAAAAUGUUGCUGCAAAGAUGGAAAUGUAGCAUAAAAAAGUGAAAAUGAUGCUGCAAAGAUGAAAAUGUAGCAUAAAAAAGUGGAAAUGUGACUGCAAAGAUGGAAAUGUAGCAUAAAAAAGUGGAAAUGUGACUGCAAAGAUGGAAAUGUAGCACUUUCUUUUGUCAAUUUACCCAGUUCAGAUAAUUUAUGUAUACUAAAUAUAAGUUGUUGUAGCAACAGUGUGGUCUGUGAAAUUUUUUCAAACUUUCGAGGCAGAUAUAUUGUAUACAAAUUAUACCAGAAAAAUUUAUCGCUCUUCGAUUGUAAAAUCCAUUAUCGCCCAAAUAAAUUUUCCCUUCUCAUUUUAUUAUUUUAUUUCUAUGUAUAUAACAUUGUAUGUUGUUUACUAGUGUUCGCUGUAAUGAUAAAUUCACCAUUUAUUAGGGCGGGCGAAAAAAGACGAACAUUUCCCGCUAUACAGUAAAAAUGAACCUUUUAUCAAGAUACAAUUAUACCAACUAUACCAAACAAUCACAAAAUAUAAAAGGAAAACAAAAUGAUGUUAAAAAAACCUGUUUUGUGCUGAAGGUAAAGCAUAACCUUUUGGGUUUUAAAUCUGACUGAUUUCAUUGUCCGCACUUUUGCUAGAACUUCUCGGGUAUCAAUUGAAGUAAUAUUAUACAUCGAUGAAUAUUUGUUGUUUUUGGAUAUAGUCGUAAUUUCCUCAUUAGAUACGAAAUGAUAACUUGAGACCUGUAAGUCGUUGUGUAUAUAUUGGUCCUGAUAUUGAAUAAGUGUACCUAUAUUGGAACAUGUACAGCAAGAGUUGGUGCCGAUUACCUAGUUACCGCUUUUGGAUGGUGAGGUCAAAACAAAUAUUGUGUUUUAGGUAUCCCACCUACCAUAGAUUGUCCUGCCGACCCUAGAAAUCUUAUCACCUACUACUUGUAUCUCAGAUUAAUUUAUUAGCAAGGCAAAGUUCACAGCUGCUCAUUACAAUGUUUUUUCUUCCUGUUCUGUGAGUCUGACCAUCUUCCUGACAAAUUAAUAGUCGGUGUAACGUGUGGAAAUGCAUUGUAAAAUUUGAUAUAAACCAUAACAUUGAUCAAUGAAGAUGAAAAAUUAGAAUUGAAAUAAAUUACUUGCCUAACGAGCUACCCUAUUUUUUUCGAACAUGUUACCUGAAACACACAUAUAUUUUUUGGCCUGAUGUUAUGAAUCAGUGUUAAGUAAUACCCAAGAUUUUCCAAGGGAUUAUUUCUGAAUUCUGCAGUUCAAGCUUCUGUUUCUUCAACAGGGUAUAUGUACAUGAGUAUUUAUUAUUUUUACUGUAUGUACAGAGAAGCUGUAGAUUAUUAAGUCCAGUUUAAAUGUUUGUCUAAAUUUCCUGAAAUAUUCAAAAUGUAAUCUCAUAAUUUGAUAUGGAAAUUCAGAAGUUAAAAUUAACUUCUAAAUUCUUUCAUAAUCACAGGGCCAGCAGUUUUAGUUGAUAGAAACGGUUGUAUUAUCCAAAAAGUUGACAUCAUUUUUGUUCAGACCCCGUAUGUUUUCUCAUCCUACAGUGAAAAUGUCUUAUACCUGAAGCAGUUAAACAUGCUGCAUAAUCAUUUAAAUAGAGUACAAUAGAAGCCGGCAAUGUUAUUAUUGUUGUCAUGGACUUUUGUGUUCACAUAUUUGUACCUCGAUGUAUAUCAUUAUAAAAUAAUUUAUUGUUAUUGUGUCUGUAAAAAUAGUGUAGUCUAUAUAGUACCUUUCUAAACAGAAUCCUACAUGUAUGUAAUCUGAAAAUAUUCAUAAACCAGGCAAUGAGUGAGGUUGUUCAAUUACUGUGAACAAACUAAUUUUGGCGCACUCUAUUUUUAGCACAUUGUCAGAUUUUAACAGAUUGACGCCUUGAUGAAUUGGUGCACCAACAAAUUGUGCAAUAGAAAACUUUGGAAAAAAGCAGCAACUAACGCAAGCGUAAUUUAGCGUAAUAGUUCAAACCCCCAAGGAGUUGAAAAGAUCUAUUGGUAAUCUGAUGUAUAUAAACGGUAAUGUUGUACGAUGAAUGUAUGUAUGUGAACAAAAUAUUCAUAUUAUGAGUUUGGGAAAAACUGUGUAUAAACUAGGUGAGCUGAAUGUGUGUACAGUAAGUGUAGAUGAUGGUUUCGAUAGAUAUUGUUAUUAAAGGAUUCCUGUCCCACUUCACGGCCGUUUUCCCCUCCCCUGUACACAGUUACCUCCCCUUAAUUUCCAUUAUAGGAUAUAACAGUAGCACAUUUGGGCUUGCACACUUCCGUUGUCUAGGUAGCUCAUUGGGUUUCAGUGAUGGUACAUAUGUACGAUCAGAAGUCCAGAAUUCAAAUUUAACAUUCGGAACACAUUUGUUAAUAAUGGUUUUUUAUUUCAUCAAAAUCCAGUAUGUUUUCAUAAAAGUUGCGCAAGCUUUAGUUUUCUUAUGAAAAAAUGAUUUAUCAAAACUAUGCAAUCAUGCCGGAAACAGAAGUUUUGAAGUCAUAGUUUCACAUAGUUUGACAGUGGUACGGGGAUCCUUUACAUAAUAGGAGGAGUUUACCCCGGGUAGUAACUAUACAUUCAUCAACAUGUUAACCAUAUUUUACUGACCAACUGUUUAAUGAAAUACAUGAAAUAAGUUUCCUGAAUGCAUAUGCCUGAUGUUGAUUGAUCCUGUAUGUAAAUUGCAAAAUAAAAAUAUGAAAUAUUA
This is a messenger RNA of Mizuhopecten yessoensis (Yesso scallop), 3391 nucleotides long. Its product is annotated as membrane magnesium transporter 1-like. The record is from RefSeq and is a predicted model, not a curated record. Gene Ontology annotation, cellular component: plasma membrane; early endosome; Golgi apparatus. Bases 28 to 411 code for a protein of 127 amino acids. Lineage: Eukaryota; Metazoa; Mollusca; Bivalvia; Pectinida; Pectinidae. The transcript has 5 exons.